UGGUUAUUUCCCUACUGAGAGGGCGGAAGAGGUGUGCUUAACGUAACCUUUUUGGCGACACAAUGUGAAAAUGGCGUUAUGAAAGGAAACUAGCACGAGCAGCGGGCAGAUAAAGUAUUCCGAGCAUGGGGAAUACGAGCAGCGAGAGGAGCGGCGCGGGCGACAAAGCGAACAGACGCGAGAGCCGCGGCGGAAAAGAUACAACGCGACCCAAACUUCUGUUGGACAGCACGGAGGACGGAGACCUCUUUCAAACAGACGAUGUCAAGGAGUUUCUAGCCUGGCAACAAGAUCAGGAGUCAGACUCCAAAGCCCCGCCAGAGGAAAGACCCACCGUCUUCCGCUGGAACGGCCCUGGGAAAGAGAUCUUCUUGUCUGGCUCCUUUAAUAACUGGGCAAGCAAAAUCCCCUUGACUAAGAGUCAUAAUAAUUUUGUUGCAAUAAUUGAUCUGCCGGAGGGUGAGCACCAAUAUAAGUAUUACGUGGACGGACACUGGAUAGUAGAUUCCAAGGAGCCUGUUGUGACCAAUAAGUCAGGUGUGGUGAAUAAUGUCAUUAAAGUGAGAAAAACAGACUUUGAGGUAUUCGAUGCCCUGAAGACAGACUCUGAGAAAUGUGCCGACAUGUCAGAGUUAUCUAGUUCACCUCCGGGCCCGUACCACCAGGAUCCCUACACCAAAUCAGAAGACAGACUGCGCUCUCCGCCCAUCCUCCCACCACACCUGCUGCAGGUGCUCCUUAACAAAGACACUGGAGUCUCUGUAAGUACUUUAUUUUGUGACCCCACCCUGCUACCUGAACCAAACCAUGUGAUGCUCAACCACCUCUACGCACUUUCCAUUAAGGAUGGCGUGAUGGUUCUCAGUGCUACACACCGCUACAAAAAGAAAUACGUGACCACACUGCUUUACAAGCCUAUAUGAACACAAUCCACCUGUCCUUAACACUCUUACAGUAUAUUCUCAACAUUUCCAGUCAAAGAAAGGGACCAAGCACAAAAAAAAAACAAUCAUAUGUCCGAGUGAGUUUAUGUUUGUGUAUUUUUUGAGUGUCAGACCUAUUGCUGGUGGAACUGUUAGUGUGGAAUAGUUGGUGUAAAUGUUUUAAGACAUUUUGCUGUUUUAUUGAUAAAAAAUUGUGGCAACACUUUGCUUACACAAUUAUUGUAACACAUUUGCCAAAUGUAAAAAUAUUAUUUUUGACUUCUUACCAGCAUCAGGAGUAAAUAAGUGUUAAAAUUGUGUACCGUUUUCCUUGGCUGUUUAAUAAGAAAUGUCCUGUCAUGUUAAUCUUUAAGCAAAUAAAAUAAUAAUAAAAUAAAAAUACGUGAAUGAAUGGACCAUUGUGCUAAUAAAGUCAUUUAUCUAU
Triplophysa rosa is the source of this 1368-nucleotide messenger RNA. It is a transcript of the gene prkab1b, whose product is annotated as protein kinase, AMP-activated, beta 1 non-catalytic subunit, b. Gene Ontology annotation, cellular component: nucleotide-activated protein kinase complex; cytoplasm; nucleus. The record is from RefSeq and is a predicted model, not a curated record. The transcript has 8 exons. Gene Ontology annotation, biological process: signal transduction. Lineage: Eukaryota; Metazoa; Chordata; Actinopteri; Cypriniformes; Nemacheilidae. Gene Ontology annotation, molecular function: protein kinase binding. The coding region runs from base 126 to 923 and encodes 265 amino acids.